AAGACUUAGGUCCCUUCCCUGCAAAGCGUAAAUCUCUUCACUGCUGGCCGGAGUGCAGCGGAAAUGGGCCGACACCGGGACGGUUCUGUCUCCGAGAGAGACGAGCUGGAAGAAGACCGUAAAUCCAGAAGCAGAGCUCGGGGAAAUGACGACGCAGAUUCUCCGGAUGCCGGUGACCGGAAGAGCGAUGGCAAACACAGAAGGAAAAGGUUAGCAGAGGACUCUUCUGAUUCGGAUUCCGGAGAGGAGGACCGGAAGCGCAGCCGGAAACACAAGCGGAAGCGAGAGUCGCGAAAGCCACGCAGCGACGAUUCGGAUUCGGAGUAUUCCGAUAGCGAAGAGUCCGAGUCAUCCGAGUCGGGCACGGAAGCGAGUGAAAGCGAGGAGGAAAGGAAGAGGAGGAAGCGGAGGGAGAAGAGGAAGAGGAAGGAGAGGGAAGAAGAGAAGGAAAGGAAGCGGAGAAGGAAGGAGAAAGAGAAGAAGAAAAGGAAAGAGAAGGAGAAGCGGAAGAAAGAGAGGAAGAAGGAGAAAUCAGAGAUUGGGAAGAGAGGUGCUGUUACUGAUUUGUGGGGGAAGUAUGGGAUCAUCAGAGAAACCGAUAUGUGGAACAAACGUCCUGAAUUCAGUGCUUGGUUAUCUGAAGUGAAGCAGGUGAACCUUGAAACUCUGCCGAACUGGGAAGAAAAGCAGAUGUUCAAGCAAUUUAUGGAGGACCAUAAUACUGCUACCUUUCCUUCCAAGAAGUAUUAUAAUCUCGAUGCCUAUUACAAGCGUCAAAUGUUGAAGGAAUUGAAGAGUGGUAAAAAGGUCCAGGAAACUGAACGUACCAUAUUCAAUGAUGAAGAACUAAAACGGCAAGAGCAGAUGCGCGAGCGAGAAAAACAGAAGGAGAAAGAGGUGGAAGCAUUAAAGCGAUCCAUGCAAAGCGGAAUGGCACAAGCAAUGAAAGAGCAAGCACUGCUCCGGGAAGAGAUGGCAUAUCUGUACAAGAUUGGCAACAACGAGGCUGCUGCAGCAAUUCAGCGGAAGCUGGAGCCAGAUCCCAUUUAAGGUAUUUAGCAUUCCGUUUUUGCCACAGGGGAUGGGGGCUGGAGUUUUAGAACUAGUUAAGCGGAUGUAGAGCUUCAUCUUAUACCGGGAUGGAUAAUAGGAUGAAUUGAGACAACCCUACCUGCUUCAGUUCUAAUCCUGUAUCAGAACUAGGUUGAUGCUGUUCGAAGCUCUUAUGCUCAUAUUCUACUCUUUACACAUUUUGGUUUUGAUCACCGUCUGAGUUAAAUCGUCAGUAAUCUUGUAUCAGAACUGUAGUCUAAGCAACUGGAAAACAGAUUGGAUUCAGAGAUUGCAGUCGUUAUGCACCUUCUUCCCCUGAAUCUGAAACUUGCCAACCAAGG
This is a messenger RNA of Linum tenue, 1394 nucleotides long. NCBI's taxonomy places the organism in Eukaryota, Viridiplantae, Streptophyta, Magnoliopsida, Malpighiales, Linaceae. The record is from the annotation of a GenBank genome assembly.